Molecule: messenger RNA, 1005 nt
Organism: Talaromyces rugulosus
Lineage: Eukaryota; Fungi; Ascomycota; Eurotiomycetes; Eurotiales; Trichocomaceae
Exons: 1
Coding region: 1-1005 (334 amino acids)
Source: RefSeq, a predicted model, not a curated record
AUGCUUUCGAAUAAACUGGCUAUUGCCAGUUUAUCACUAGGCCAACACCCUUCUCACUGUCUAGACCAAAAGAUCAAGGUCGCAGCAGAAGCAGGUUACAAAGGCAUUGAAAUCGUCUAUUUUGAGCUGGAGGCAUUUUCUAAAUCUCAAGCGAUCUCGAUUUUUGAGGGCGCCGAGAAAAUUCGUGCGUUGUGUCAAGGGCUCAAUUUAGGCAUAGUUUCUCUGGCGCCUUUCGAGAACUACGAGGGGGACCCAUCGCCUCUAAGCGAUAGAUUAUCGAAAGCUACCCACUGGGUUGGGGUUGCUCGAGCUCUCCGCGCCACAUAUAUCCAAAUUCCAUCAAAUUUCAAAUCCGACGCUAUUGGCGACAGAAACAUAGUCAUCAGUGAACUCCAGCAAUUGGCUGACAUUGGAAGCGCGGAGCAACCGGUCAUUUCGAUUGCAUACGAAUAUUUAUCUUGGGGAACGCACUGUUCGACAUGGGAAACCGCUCUGCAAUAUGUCAACCAAGUCGAUCGACCGAAUUUUGGCCUGUGUCUAGAUACUUUCCAUGAAGCCACGAAACUUUGGGGUGACCCUUUCGCCCCUUCUGGCCGAUUCCCCAACUCAGAUGAAGUCCUCCGCAACUCACUCGAUCGCUUUCUUGCCAAUUGUCCUGUUGAAAAGAUCUUCUUCAUCCAGUUAUCCGAUGGCGAAAGAUUUGAACCUCCAUUCUCCAAAGAUCAUCCGUGGUAUGUGGAAGGUGAGGCACCGCAAUUCACCUGGUCCAAACAUGCACGGCCGUUUCCAUUUGAGCAUGAUAAAGGAGCAUACCUCCCUGUUUACGAGAUUUCUGAAGCCUGGAUUCGUGCGACAGGAUUUAAAGGAUGGGUCUCGCUUGAGAUCUUUGAUCGACGUAUGCGGGAUGAUGACAGUCGGCUAGAGACUGCUGCUAAGAGGGGAAUAGAGUCGUGGAAAACCCUUCUCGAAAAAGUGAGAGCUAAUAGCUUAAAAGCACACUUGUAG